Molecule: messenger RNA, 867 nt
Organism: Oldenlandia corymbosa var. corymbosa
Lineage: Eukaryota; Viridiplantae; Streptophyta; Magnoliopsida; Gentianales; Rubiaceae
Source: the annotation of a GenBank genome assembly
AUGCAAUUCGCCCGCAACCCUCUUUUUAUUAUCAGGGGUCUUCAGCUAGUCUCAAAUAUGCAGGGAGGCAGAGUUAGGAUGAAGUAUUUUGCUGUUCAUAAUGCUGUCAAGAAGUCCAAAAAACGUGGAAGAUCAAGCAAGUUUGAAACUCUACCACCAAAUGACGUCUCAUCUGAUGUUCCACCUUUAGCAGAUAAUAGCGAUAAUGAUGAAGAAGUGGAAACGUCUUCUUCACCUGAAAAAUCAGAGGUGGAAAAAGGUACCGUGUUGGCUGCUUCCAGGGGUGCUGUUCUGCAGGCAUGUACCCUCACUUCCUGUUUCAUUGGAGGUUUGGGCAUUUUGAUUAGGCAGGUUUCUCACUUUGCGUACAACGAGGGUUUUCCAAUUUUAGACUGUUCUUCUCAAAUAUCAUUUAGAUUCGAGCUGUGGCAUAUGGAGUUGAUUGCGGGGUUAGUUUUAGGUGUAUCAUCGUGCAGGUACAUACUGUUAAAUAGUUGGACAGAUUUUGCUGAGUCAAGCGAAGCAGCGAAUUACCAGGUCCUUAGCUCACUGGAACCUUUGGACUACUUGGUUGUCGCAUUUUUGCCAGGAAUCAGUGAGGAAAUGCUUUUCCGCGGAGCAUUGUUACCCCUCUUUGGGAUAAACUGGAUGAGUGUUGUUGCAGUGGCUACCUUGUUUGGGGUACUGCACCUGGGAAGUGGUCGAAAAUAUUCGUUCACCAUCUGGGCUACAUUAGUUGGGAUUGCUUAUGGUUGGGCGACGGUUGCAUCCUCAAGCAUCAUCGUACCUAUGGCGUCGCAUGCCCUGAACAAUCUAAUCGGCGGCAUCAUAUGGCGGAACACAUCCACAUCAACGAGACAAGAUUGA